CUAGAUUUACUUUCAGUUCACAGCGGCACAUUAUCAAGAGCUUGAAUUUCUUAGCUUGAAUUGUUUCAAAACUUUUGACUGGUACUUCCACAUAUGAUUUCCACAAUCAGGACGCCCUAUAAGCAGGUCGACAAUGACAAUGAACCACCAACCUAUCAGGAAACGGUCGCAGGCAUUGAGGAGAUGCAGGUCCAGUUUUUGUGGGAUGACCAGACCGUCAGGCGGACCUUCAUCAGGAAGGUCUAUGCCAUUCUCAUGGUCCAACUCUUAGUGACUGUGGGAAUUGUUGCCCUCUUUACAUUUUGCGCACCCGUCAGGUUCUUCAUCCAGACUCACCCGAGCUUGUACAUGGCAUCUUAUCUCCUGUUCUUUGUCACAUACAUCGCUCUGUCCUGCUGUGGGGACUUGAGGAGGCAGGUUCCCUGGAACAUCAUUUUGUUAGUUAUCUUUACUUUAAGCAUGGCCUUCAUGAUGGGAUUUGUGUCGAGCUUUUACAACACCAAGUCGGUGAUGCUGUGUUUGGGAAUCACCGCCAUUGUCUGCUUCUCGAUCACCGUCUUCAGCUUCCAAAGCAAAGUUGACGUGACUUCCUGUCAAGGCGUCCUGUUUUCGUUAUGUAUGGUCAUGUUGCUGGGCGCCAUCGUUCUCACCGCCGUGCCGUUUGGAUACAUUCCUUGGUUACAAGCCAUUUACGCCGUCUUCGGAGCCAUCCUCUUCACUCUGUUUCUGGCAUUCGACACGCAGAUGCUGCUUGGGAACAAGCGCUUCAGCAUCAGUCCAGAAGAAUAUGUUUUUGCCACACUCAGCAUCUACCUGGACAUCAUCUACCUGUUCAGCUUCCUGUUACAGCUCGCGGGAGGAGGUCGCGACUGAAGCACAUCCUCGUAUGCGAGCUUGGGUCGUCUUCGCUGAAGUCUGGCGGUUUGCAAAUUUACAAAACCUUUUACCACGCUUUACCUUUGUGUCAGCCUUGUGAGAACGUGUGCACGUUGUGUGGCCAUUUUGACUGGUGUGA
This is a messenger RNA of Syngnathus acus (greater pipefish), 1015 nucleotides long. It is a transcript of the gene faim2b, whose product is annotated as Fas apoptotic inhibitory molecule 2b. NCBI's taxonomy places the organism in Eukaryota, Metazoa, Chordata, Actinopteri, Syngnathiformes, Syngnathidae. The transcript is spliced from 12 exons. Gene Ontology annotation, biological process: negative regulation of apoptotic signaling pathway. The coding region runs from base 94 to 873 and encodes 259 amino acids. The record is from RefSeq and is a predicted model, not a curated record. Gene Ontology annotation, cellular component: endoplasmic reticulum; membrane; Golgi apparatus.